AGUUCGGGAUGUGUUGAAAUUAUGGUGCAGGAGAGGCCCACAGCUACUGGCAUUUCAGGCUGUGAGUCUGAGGUGCUAAAGGUAAGUGGAGGCAGACAGAGGUUUGAGUGUUCUUGGAAUAGAGAUAUGUUGAAAUUGUGACUAAUAAAAUCACAAAAGGAGAAAGCAAAGACAGUGAAAAAAAGAACUUCAUGUGUGUCUACCAUUUCUCUUGUUGCAUAAAAAACAAAUUAAAACCCCAAACUCGGUGUCCGAAAACAACUUCAGCUUAUUAUUUCUCAGGAUUCUGUGGGUUGACUGGGCAGUUCUACUUCUGGUCUCACCUGGAGUUACUCAUAUAGCUGGUGAAUCAUCUAGGCAGUAGGCCCACCUAGGCUUUAGCUUGGGAGCCUUGGCUCUCAUCCAUAUGUCCUCUCUGCAUGGCUAGCUUGGGCUUCCUCACAGCAUGGCAGUCUCAAGGUGGUGUGCCAAGAGCUACAGAGGUGCUUCUUCUUAUGGUGUCAUUUCUGCCAUAGUCUAUUGGUCAAAGCAAGUCACAGGCCAGCAAAGAUUCAGGAGAAGGAAAAAUGGAUUCCACCUCUUGAUGAGAAGAUUGGCAAAAUAUCAUCACAAAAGCUCAACAUGUAUGAAGCUUUGCCAGGCCCUGUUCCUGAAAAUGAAGAUGGCCUUGUGAAAGUAAAAGAGGAAGAUCCCGCCUGGGAGCCGGUGUGCAAAUUACAGGAGAGCAGCCCCCACACUCAGGAGCUUUGCCGCCUGCGCUUCCGGCAGUUCUGCUUCCAUGAGGCUCCUGGGCCCCGGGAGGCUCUGACCCAACUCCGAGAACUUUGCCAUCAAUGGCUGAGGCCAGAGGUACACACCAAGGAGCAGAUCUUAGAGCUGCUGGUGCUGGAGCAGUUCCUGACCAUCCUGCCGGAGGAGCUCCAGGCCUAUGUGCGGACGUAUACUCUGGAGAGUGGGGAGGAGGCAGUGACAACACUGGAGAAUCUAGACACAAGACGUGGAGACACAGGACAGCAGGCCUAUGUCUACAUUCAAGGACAAGACAUGCACCCAGUAGUGACAGAAUAUCAAGGAGCCUCUUUGGAGUGUCAGAGCCUCCAGCUCCUUCCUGGGGUAACCACCCUGAAGUGUGAACUGCCACAGCUUCCCCAAGAGAACACCCAAGAAGUGAGUGGGCCUGCUCCCCAGGAACCAGCCCUUCCUCAGGAAGAAAGCCCCAGGGACAAGAUAGCAGCACCUGAGUUUAACCCAGCUGGAUCCCAGACAUCAGUGAAGACUGAGGAAGAAGCAUCCCAGGGCCUUGCCCCAGAGGAGUGGCCACAUCUGAGUCUGGCUCAGAGGAACCCCUGCGAGAACUCAGCUCAGGAGAAGGUUACAGGCCUCAGUCUGAUGACUGAAGAAUGUGUAACUGAAGAUGAAUUGUUUAAUACAAAGCAAGAAACUUCUGAAGAAAUGGAACAAGGUGGGGAGGCCUCAGGAAUACCCAACAGAGACAGUAUACCCCAGAUCCCUUGUAGUACUCCUGUCUCUACUGAAAGGACAGUUGUGCAUUUGAACACUCUGAAGGACCGUCACCCAGGUGACUUGUGGGCCCGGAUGCACAUCUCAUCCUUAGAAUAUGCUGCAGGCGACAUUACCCGAAAAGGGAGAAAAAAAGACAAAGCUCGGGUGACUGAACUGCUCCAAGGCCUUGCAUUUUCUGGUGAUUCGGAUACGGAAGAAGACAAUGAGCCUGAGAGCCAGCCUGCUCAGAAGAAGCUAAAGGUAUCAAGUGUACCUGGGAAGAAAUGGACCAAAAGAGACAUUAAACCUGACUUUCCUAGCUGGUCAGUACUGGAUUCUGGACUUUUGAACCUCAAGAGUGAAAAGUUGAACCCGGUAGAGCUCUUUGAAUUGUUUUUUGAUGAUGAAACAUUCAACUUGAUUGUCAAUGAAACCAAUAAUUAUGCUUCUCAGAAAAAUGUCAGCUUGGAAGUCACAGUUCAGGAAAUGAGGUGUAUAUUUGGUAUCCUGCUUUUGAGUGGAUUUGUAAGGCAUCCCAGAAGGGGAAUGUAUUGGGAAACCUCUGAUGCCGAUCAGAACCUGGUUAGAAAUGCAAUUAGAAGGGACAGAUUUGAAUUGAUUUUCUCAUACCUACAUUUUGCAGAUAAUAGCCACCUAGAUCAAAAAGAUAAGUUUACAAAAUUGAGGCCUCUCAUAAAGCAAAUGAAUAAAAAUUUCCUCUUGUAUGCUCCCCUAGAAGAAUACUAUUGCUUUGAUAAGUCAAUGUGUGAAUGUUUUGAUAGUGACCAAUUCCUGAAUGGAAAGCCUAUUAGAAUUGGCUAUAAAAUUUGGUGUGGUACAACCACACGGGGUUAUCUGGUUUGGUUUGAGCCCUAUCAAGAAGAAGCAACUAUAAAGGCAGAUAAGGAUCUUGACCUUGGGUUAGGUGGAAAUCUAGUGAUGAACUUUGCUGAUGUUCUUUUAGAGAGAGGUCAGUAUCCCUAUCACCUGUGUUUUGAUAGUUUCUUUACAAGUGUCAAAUUGAUGUCAGCUUUGAAGAAGAAGGGGGUGAGGGCAACAGGAACAAUUUGUGAGAACAGGACUGAAAAAUGUCCACUUAUGAAUGCAGAACAUAUGGAAAAAAUGAAGAGGGGGUAUUUUGAUUUCCGAGUGGAAGAAAAUGAUGAGAUAAUUUUGUGUUGUUGGCAUGGUGAUGGCAUUAUCAGUCUGUGUUCCAACGCUGUAGGCAUAGAACCAGUCAAUAAGAUAAAUUGUUUUGCUGCUGAUGAAGAGAUCUCUCAGAUAAGUCAACCAUCCAUAGUGAAAUUGUAUGAUGAAUGCAGGAAAGGUGUAGCUAAAAUGGAUCAAAUUAUUGCCAAGUACAAGGUGAGGAUAAGAAGCAAGAAAUGGUACUCAAGUCUGGUGAGCUACAUGAUCGAUGUAGCCAUGAACAAUGCGUGGCAACUGCAUAGAGCCUGUAACCCGGGUGCCUCUCUAGACCUCUUAGAUUUUCGGAAAUGUGUGGCUCAUUUCUACUUGGAACAUAAUGCUAAUCUGUCAGAUUAAGGCAGAGAAAACAGACACAGUGUAGACAUUCACAAGACAGAAAAUUAUAACUAAAUGUAGGUUGUACCCUCCCAAAGCAAAUUUGAUAUAUGUAAUGAAAUUAAGUUAUUAAGUAAUAUUUUAAAAAUCAGACAUUUAUAUAGAGUUGCAAAGAAUAUUAUAACUAGUAAUGUUUAAAAAUUAUCUGUGAAAAUGUUGAACUCCAGUGGUACCUUUCUCUAUGUCUAAUUUUAUGUCAGACAUGGGAAAUCAUUUAUUUGUUGAUUAUUUUGUGCAUUUAAAGAAUGAAAUCCUGCUUCUUUUUAAAAAAAUUUUUUUUCUAGAGAAUGCCAUUUAAAAAUGCAGGCAAUGUCACAGCAACUAUAGAAUGGCACUGAAUCCAUAGUCCAAAUUCAAGACAGAGCCUAUGAAGUAAGACUGAUUUAAACAAAACCUGGGUGGUAAUAGGCUAAAAACCUCAGCAUUGGUGUCAAACUGGUGGGUCAGAUUGUGUAUAGGUAAGAAAGGCCAGGCAGGGAUAUUGAAGAAGGAAGGUACUGUAAAGGGAAAACCAGAGACGAAGCAAGCACUGCUUUUGAAUAUUGAAAUGAAAGGUGUCCUAUUCUGACUGUGUGAGUUGGCAGCAAAAGUCAAAAGAGUAAAGAAAAUGGAGAAAACAUGAAGCAAAUCAGAGUAACAGUAGUAACAGUGACUCUAUUGUUGACAGUAAAGUACAGGAUAACAGUAGAGUUAAGAGGACAUGAAGCCCAUGUUGAAAUCACCUAAGGAGAUAAGUGAGUGUCUAGGAUUAAGGUCAUCAGUGAUAGAUAACACAAGAAGAAAUACUAGAUUAAGUCAUUAAGUUUUCCUCAUUUUUUUUUAUACUCGUUCUGUAGAUGAGAAAACAGGCGUAGUGGUUAAGUAGCAUUUUCAAAUUCACAUAGGUAGGAGGUGGUGCAGCCCUUGGCGCCAAUAUUGAGAAUCAACUUGUUUUAUGUUUUUUGUUUCUAGUUUGUCUUUUGUUGUGUUGUUGUUUUCGUACUUUUCUAUAUAAAACCCCAAAAAGUCACAUUGCAGGAAUGGUCAACACCUUUGUAAUUGCAAAGGGCUAUAGCUUAGCAAAGGACAUUCCUAGGGUUCCUGUAGAUCUAUGCCAAAAGAAUGAUCACUUUGUCUACCCUGCCCUGCCAUUGUACUGAACACCUAUGGUAUUUCUGUGCACACCACGUUUAUGGUGCUCCUCAAAUACUGCUGUUCUACACAGUAGUUAUUUUUGCUCAGGGUAUGUUCCUUACUAGACAAUAGAAUUCCAGAGAAUCUCUUUUGCAAUAACUUUUUGCAACUAAAACUGGACCUGAAAUGAUUUGCUAUACUACAUGGGAUUCUUAGAAUACAUUGCAACUUGAUGGGAAAAUUUAGCUAUCCAAAUACAUAGCUUUAUCUUUAAAGUGUACUUUAGAACAGUGGAAUAUGAUCGUAACCUCGGUGGAAAAAAUACGGAAUAAUUUGCAGUGAGAAAUGAUGAAGACAAGUGAUGACUUUAAAACUUCACUAAGUAUUCAUAUAUGCAUGUAUUGCAAGAAUAUGCUGUACCCCACAAAUAUGUAUGUUAAAAUUAAAAGAAUUUU
Messenger RNA from Galeopterus variegatus (Sunda flying lemur), 4655 nucleotides. RefSeq names its product piggyBac transposable element-derived protein 1-like. The transcript has 7 exons. Gene Ontology annotation, molecular function: sequence-specific DNA binding. NCBI's taxonomy places the organism in Eukaryota, Metazoa, Chordata, Mammalia, Dermoptera, Cynocephalidae. The record is from RefSeq and is a predicted model, not a curated record. Bases 622 to 3048 code for a protein of 808 amino acids.